Hepatospora eriocheir is the source of this 216-nucleotide messenger RNA. Lineage: Eukaryota; Fungi; Microsporidia; Hepatosporidae. The record is from the annotation of a GenBank genome assembly.
AUGAUAUUAAAAAUCGUAUAUACAGCAAAAUAUUUCUUCUUUUUUACUUCUUCUAAUUCUAAAAAAUUAAUAAAGUUAUCAACAAAACGUUCAGUUCUUUGUUGUUCAUUAACAUUUUUCCAAUUAGGAAAUGACAGUAGAAACAUGAUUAAAAAAAAUAAUUCGUGCAUCAAAAAUCCUCCUGUUAUUAGUAUAGCAGUGCUUCUUAUACGAUAA